Phodopus roborovskii (desert hamster) is the source of this 1622-nucleotide messenger RNA. It is a transcript of the gene Gpr146, whose product is annotated as G protein-coupled receptor 146. Gene Ontology annotation, cellular component: membrane. Gene Ontology annotation, molecular function: G protein-coupled receptor activity. The record is from RefSeq and is a predicted model, not a curated record. Gene Ontology annotation, biological process: G protein-coupled receptor signaling pathway. The transcript has 2 exons. NCBI's taxonomy places the organism in Eukaryota, Metazoa, Chordata, Mammalia, Rodentia, Cricetidae. Bases 185 to 1186 code for a protein of 333 amino acids.
GCGUUGCUCUGCGGGCGGGACCACGCGAGCGGUCCCCGGGGGCGGGACGGGGUCACGUGUGUACACAGCCCCCGCGGCGUGCGCGCCGUGAGCUCCGCUGCCUCCUGCGAGCCCAGCUGCCCGCCCGCGGCCGGUGCGCGGGCCGCCGCCCAGCGAGCGAGCUGCGAAGCUGGGGUGAGGUGCCAUGUGGAGCUGUGGCCCACUCAACAGCACAGCGUGGGGUGAGGAGCCGCUGUGCCGCAACCUGCGCCUGGGGCUGUGGGUCCUCUCGCUGCUCUACCUGGGGGCAGGAGUCCCUGUGGGCUUGGGCUACAAUGCCCUGCUGGUGCUGGCCAACCUGACAAGUAAGAACAGCAUGACCAUGCCAGACGUGUACUUCGUGAACAUGGCGGUGGCAGGGUUGGUGCUCACGGCACUGGCACCUGCAUACCUGCUGGGACCCGCCCACUCCAGGUGGGCCCUGUGGAGCCUCAGCAGUGAGGCACAUGUGACACUGCUCAUCCUGUUCAAUGUGGCUUCCCUGGUGACCAUGUACUCCACUGCACUGCUGAGUCUCGACUACUACAUCGAGCGUGCCCUGCCACGCACCUACAUGGCCAGUGUGUACAACACCCGGCAUGUGUGCGGCUUCGUCUGGGGAGGGGCAGUGCUCACCAGCUUCUCCUCCCUGCUCUUCUACAUCUGCAGCCACGUGUCUUCUCGCAUCGCCGAGUGCACCCGGAUGCAGAACACGGAGGCUGCUGAUGCUAUCCUUGUGCUCAUCGGCUAUGUGGUGCCAGGUCUGGCUGUGCUGUAUGCGCUGGCACUCAUCUCAAGGAUUGGGAAAGAAGACACGCCCCUGGACCAGGAUGCUAGCAGGCUGGACCCCUCGGUGCAUAGGCUGCUAGUGGCCACUGUGUGCACACAGUUUGGGCUCUGGACACCUUACUACCUGAGCCUGGGGCACACGGUGCUGGCCUCACGGGGGAGGACCGUAGAGGGGCAUUAUCUGGGCAUCCUGCAGGUUGCUAAAGACUUGGCCAAGUUCCUGGCCUUCUCAAGCAGCUCCGUGACGCCAUUGCUGUACCGUUACAUCAACAAAGCCUUCCCUGGCAAGCUCCGAAGGCUAGUGAAGAAAAUGCACUGUGGGCACCGGCACUGUUCCCCUGACCCUGCGGGCAUCCAGCAGGUGAUGGCUCAGGCAUAGCUAACCCCUCCCUGGUUUUAAGUCCCAGGAGAGGGCCUGACCAUGAGGAACACUAAAAUCCAACUGGACGCAUAGCACUUUGUUCCCCAAGCACAUGGCGCUUCCAUCCAUCCCCAGGAGACAUGCUGAAUCCAGAAUAGCACAGGGGGACAUUCUCUUGACAUUUUCUGUCUUUUCCCCUAAAAGGCCAAUCCUGGUCUGCAGCUGCAUUGUGGAAAGCGGUGGCGCCUUGUGUGAACGGGCUGCUUCUAACUAACCUCCCCACCUGCCCCUCAAGGUGUGUGCCUUUCUCCCAGGGACACCUUCAAGGUUCAUGUCCUCAAAAGCAGGCUGACCCUUUGGCCUCCCUGGUAUUUGGGCUUUCUAAAUGAAGUGGUGAAAUCUAAAGCCAGUAUUUAUAUUUCAUAUUGACACAAUACUUGAUUCUCCUCCCUCU